AUAUAUAUGGAGCUUUGCAUUCUGGGCAGAUAUAAAGUCGGUCGAAAGAUUGGAAGCGGGGCUUUCGGGGAGAUAUUCCAUGGUACUGACAUCCGUACUGGUGAAAAGGUUGCCAUAAAGUUUGAAUAUGUCAAGACACAGCACCCGCAACUGAUGUAUGAAUCACAAGUGUACAAAGUACUACAUGGAGGAACUGGAAUUCCAUAUGUUCACUGUACUGGGAUUGAUGCAGAUCAUAAUGUUCUUGUAAUGGGGUUAUUAGGACAUAGCCUUGAAGAACUAUUUAAUUUUUGUGGCAAGAAAUUGUCUUUGAAAUCCGUUCUCAUGCUUGCAGAUCAGAUGAUUGACCGAAUUGAAUUUGUUCACUCCAAAUCUUAUCUGCAUCGAGAUAUCAAGCCUUCCAAUUUCCUUAUGGGAAGGAGAAAUCAUGAGAAUCAUAAGGUGUUCAUCAUCGACUUCGGUCUGGCGAUCAAAUAUAGAAAUCCUUCAUCACAUCAACACAUUCAUUACAGAGAAAGUAAGAAUUUUGUUGGAACAAGAAGAUUUGCUAGCAGAAAUACUCAUCUUGGAAUUCAACAAAGCCGGAGGGAUGAUUUAGAAUCUCUUGGAUAUGUUCUCAUAUAUUUCCUAAGGGGAAGCCUUCCUUGGCAGGUUAAAGAAGAGAAUUCAAAACAAAAGGAGGAAAUGGUUAAAAAUUUGAAGGUUUCCACUUCUAUUGAGGGCUUAUGUCACGGUUGCCCCAUAGAAUUUGAGUCCUACUUUCACUACUGUCGCUCACUUCACUUUGACAGCAAUCCAGAUUAUGGUUAUCUGAAAAGAAUGUUCAGACAUCUUUUUUCUCGUGAAGGAUUUAAAAUGGAUUAUGUGUUUGACUGGACCAUAUUGAAGCACCAACAGUCGGUGCAAAGCAGCAGCAUAGCAAGGCCAUUAAUCAGUGCUGGAGUCUUUCCAGCAGAGAAGAGUGUUGCAAAGGUUUCAGAAGUAGCUCUAGGUGCUAAGUUUUCUAGCUUGAAACUAAUGGAGCAACCAAGGGAUUGGCCAAGGCAAGCUUCUGCCUCUAAUAGAAGGAAUGCUGCUCCAGUACCAGAUAAAUCAAGUCCCUUUUGUGCUCAAACCAUCAAAGCUGUCCAGAAGAUAGAAACUCAGCAGAGAAACUCUCCCAGAUUCUUGAUGCCAAGGGCACAUCUUCCAGCAGAAAGGGUUCAAAAACAUGAGCCUAUUAUUAUUUCCUUGAGGGCCAUAUACCAAAACAAUGAUGAGAAAUGUUAG
Molecule: messenger RNA, 1269 nt
Organism: Corylus avellana
Lineage: Eukaryota; Viridiplantae; Streptophyta; Magnoliopsida; Fagales; Betulaceae
Source: RefSeq, a predicted model, not a curated record